AAUAGGUUUCGGGGACAGAGUACACCUUAAAAGCUUUCCCAACUAAGGGGCUGGACCUUAUCUCUUAUCGUAAUCGAGUCCGACAAAUAUGUCGGCGACAAUCGAACACCAGUUUUAGUGGCAAAGCGCAGCGGAAUUUACAUUAAUUUGCGCGUUUACCUGAGUGUUAGUGCAUACGUAACUCCCCCACAAACAAAGUCUGCAAAUGGAAACCGGCGAGGGAAAUAUGGCUGGGCCAUUUAUUGGCGCCAUUGACGAGGGCACGACCUCGGCGCGCUUUAUGAUAUUCCGUGCGGGCACCGAUGACAUCGUCUGCUACCAUCAGAUCGAGGUGCCGUCCAUUUUCGUCAAGGAGGGCUGGUGCGAGCAGGAUCCGCGCGUCAUUACCAACACUGUCAACGAGUGCAUCGAAGGCGCCUGCCAAAAGCUGGUCGCGCUGGGCGGCAAAAUCGAGGACAUUUUGGCCAUUGGCAUUACCAAUCAGCGUGAGUCGACUUUGGUUUGGGAUCGCAACACGGGCGAGGCGCUGGCCAAUGCCAUUAUUUGGCUGGACAAUCGGACCACAAGCACUGUGGAGGAAUUGCUGGAAACGAUACCGAACAAUGCGCGGAACAUUAACUAUUUGCGGCCACUGUGCGGCUUGCCGUUAUCGCCGUACUUCUCCGGCGUAAAGCUCCGCUGGCUGCGCGACAAUGUGGCCACGGUGCGCAGGGCCAUGGACACGGGCGACGCCAUGUUUGGCACCAUCGACACCUGGCUGAUGUACAAUCUGACGGGUGGAGUGAAUGGCGGUGUGCACAAGACGGACGUGACAAAUGCGUCGCGCACCAUGCUCAUGAACAUCGAGACGCUGCAAUGGGAUGCCAAUCUGUUAAAGUUCUUUGGCCUGCCCAAUAGCAUACUGCCGGAGAUCUGCUCGAGCGCCGAGCACUUUGGCACGAUUGCGGCCGGCGUACUGCGGGGCAUCAGCAUUACGGCGGAUCUGGGUGAUCAGCAGGCGGCGCUGGUAGGUCAGCAGUGUCUGGUCAAGGGCCAGGCCAAAGCCACAUACGGCACCGGCUGCUUUUUGCUCUACAAUACGGGUCCCUCCAUAGUGCACUCACAGCACGGCCUGCUGACCACUGUGGGCUAUCAGCUGGGACGCAAGGCGACGCCCUACUACGCGCUGGAGGGCAGCGUCUCCAUAGCUGGCGCCGCCUUCAAUUGGCUGCGCGACAACAUUGGACUCAUUCAGAAUACGGCCCAGAUUGAGUCCAUGGCCAGCCAGGUGGACAGCUCGUUGGAUGUGUACUUUGUGCCCGCCUUCAAUGGGCUGUAUGCGCCCUACUGGAAUCAGGAUGCACGCGGUGUGCUCUGCGGCCUCAGCGAGGAGACGACCAGUGAGCAUAUUGUCCGCGCUACGCUGGAGGCGGUUUGCUUCCAGGUGCGCGACAUACUCGACUCCAUGCACAAGGACUGCAAAAUUCCGCUGGCCAAGCUGAUGGUCGAUGGCGGCAUGACCGUCAACAAUCUGUUCCUGCAGCUGCAGUCCGAUCUCGUCGGCAUUCAUGUGCUGCGCGCCAAGAUUGCAGAGACCACAGCGCUGGGCGCUGCGAUGGCCGCCUACAAGACGGUGGCGCCCCAGUACAACAUGGAGGGGCCACUCUCCAAGUCGGAGGAACGCGAGGCCGUCAAGCCGAAAAUAAAUUCCACGGAGCGUAAUUUGCGCUAUCAGAAAUGGAAAAUGGCCAUUGAGCGUUCCCUGAACUGGGAGACGUCCACGCUGGCGCAAGGCGAGCGCGGAUCCUUUGAUGGUGCCUAAAGUGGGGCGCAGUACCCAAUCGCAAAGCCAUGGCAAUAUGUUUCUUAAUUGAAUAAAAUUUGU
Messenger RNA from Drosophila novamexicana, 1864 nucleotides. It is a transcript of the gene Gk1, whose product is annotated as glycerol kinase. Gene Ontology annotation, biological process: glycerol metabolic process; glycerol-3-phosphate biosynthetic process; triglyceride metabolic process. Gene Ontology annotation, molecular function: glycerol kinase activity. The coding region runs from base 206 to 1801 and encodes 531 amino acids. Gene Ontology annotation, cellular component: mitochondrion. NCBI's taxonomy places the organism in Eukaryota, Metazoa, Arthropoda, Insecta, Diptera, Drosophilidae. The transcript has 3 exons. The record is from RefSeq and is a predicted model, not a curated record.